Molecule: messenger RNA, 303 nt
Organism: Trypanosoma theileri
Lineage: Eukaryota; Euglenozoa; Kinetoplastea; Trypanosomatida; Trypanosomatidae
Exons: 1
Coding region: 1-303 (100 amino acids)
Source: RefSeq, a predicted model, not a curated record
AUGACACCGAUUGAUAAGUUUAAACCCAGCGAUGUCACCCUGGCGGGAUUUUCUUGCACCUCUGCGAUUUUAGUGGCCAGGUUCAUGAGGGAAAUAAGGGAAAAUAAGAUAACGAAGUUGAGGCUAGCAACCAAUGUUUUUAAAUGCAAACUUAAUUUCACCACUCCUUCUGAGGAUGCCCUACGGGGUCUUUAUAUAACCAUUUCUAUAUCUUACCAUGUUUGUCAUGCAGAUUUAAAUUAUUUUUUAAAGGAAAUAUUUUUUUUUUGCCAGUUUUACUUUGAAAGAGCCAGCUUGACAUAA